This is a messenger RNA of Pundamilia nyererei, 1755 nucleotides long. It is a transcript of the gene hspb8, whose product is annotated as heat shock protein b8. The coding region runs from base 255 to 938 and encodes 227 amino acids. The transcript has 3 exons. Lineage: Eukaryota; Metazoa; Chordata; Actinopteri; Cichliformes; Cichlidae. The record is from RefSeq and is a predicted model, not a curated record. Gene Ontology annotation, biological process: cellular response to unfolded protein. Gene Ontology annotation, molecular function: protein homodimerization activity. Gene Ontology annotation, cellular component: cytoplasm; nucleus; protein folding chaperone complex.
CUUGUUCAGUGCAGACUCAUCUGCUACGAGGUAUAAAAUCAAGCGCCAGAAGAAAUGAGAUCAGUUCAAGAAACUCGGAGACCACUUCGAAGUUUGUUUUUGGAUCAACAAAUGUCUUAUUGAGUAAUGGUGAUGUGCCUAACCCAAACAAUAUAAAGUUUUCCUCAUAGAGAGAGAGUCACUUUUUAUUUUUAUUUUUUUUUCAUUUUGCACCAAUACCAGAACUUCAUUACUGGAUUUGAACUCAAGUGGAUAUGGCAGAGGGAGACUUUUACACGACGGGAAACCGACAGAGGUUUCCCAGAGAUCCAUUUGGAGAAUCGCCAUUCAUUGAUCAGUCUCCAUUCAGAGACCAGUCUCCUUUCAGGGAUCAGUUAGCGUCUCGGUUUAUGGAAGAUGAAUUUGGGAUGCCACCUUUCCCCGAUGAUCUGUCGAUGGACUGGCCGGGGUGGGCUCGUCCGGGCCGGCUAAGCACGCGUCUCAGCUCCUCGCCCUUUAGCAGCAGUUUACGCACAGGUUUUCCCCCGCGUCAGACCACGGGAGGCCCCCAGCUGUAUACCAGCAGAUACGGCGAGCCCUCCUCCCGGAGUUCACCCACCACUACUUGUGGGGAACCCUGGAAAGUCUGCGUGAACGUCCACAGCUUCAAACCAGAAGAGUUGCACGUAAAAACGAGAGACGGAUUUGUAGAAGUGUCAGGAAAGCACGAAGAGAAACAGGAAGAAGGUGGAAUAGUGACAAAGAAUUUCACAAAGAAGAUACAGAUCCCCACAGACGUGGACCCCCUGACAGUCUUCGCCUCUUUGUCUCCUGAGGGUGUCCUCAUCAUCGAAGCUCGGCAGACACCUCCAUAUUACCUUUUCAGCGACGAGGGAUCCCAAGGUGGUGAAAAGCAGGAGGUGGAAGCCUCCAAGCCCCAGAUGGCUCCUAUGGUCUAAACACAUCAUUCUGGACAAUCAGUUACCAGUUUGAUGUGAAAUGUGUUGCCUCUAGCCUCAUGUUGUUUGACACCUGGAGGUAUUUGAUGUCCAGAUUAAAGUUAAACCAGGCAUUUGUUUUUUCUGUUGGAAAAUCUAUUUUUACAAGCUCAGACAAUGAUGAAAAGUGUCAUUUUCCCAUUAACAAAUAGAUGCUUAUGAAUUUUCCAGAAUAGUCCAAUAGUCCCUUUUUUUAAGUAAUUAACAGGUGUAAUUAUGAAAUAAUUUGGCUGUUUCUUUUCAGGUAAAAAAUUUGCCCAUGGCAGAGUUUUUAAUAAAAAUUGUAGAAGGCCAAAUGUGACUGCUUUUUGAUUUCCUUUCAGUCGGGCUCAAUUCAAUUUUUAAAACUUUAGAAUCAAAGAAAAUCAUAUAAAAGUGAAGUUUUAAGUGUAGCAGCCUUUCCAGCAUAUAUUUUUGUUCUUUCGUUCACCUUUCCUUCCUUCAGUUUCUAUAGGUUUUUUUAUUUAACAUGAUGUCAUUGAAAUUGACAAGAAAUAAAGGUAAUAUUAUAUUUCUGUGUAUCCAGAAGGUUAAUUUUCUGCAUUAAUGCACACAAUAUAUAAUAUUAUUUCACAGUGUAUUGUAAAUAUAAUAGUGCCAAUUCAUUAUAAAUCUUAAUCUGAAAUGUUCUGCAUUUUGCAAUAUGGUUUGAAAUUUUCUUUUCUAUUUGAGCAUUAAGGAUGAUGGCUGCAUGAUUGUUGGAGAGGACAGACUGCCUUCUUUUCUGUUGAUGUCUUUGUAUUGACUGAUGCAAUAAACAUGUCCAGCCAAUCGCCCA